AUGACUCUCUUUAUCCUCACAGAAACCUCGGCCGGUUAUGCGCUGCUCAAGUCCAAGGACAAGAAGCUCUUGAAGCGCACCGACCUCAAGCAGUUCCAAAAGUUCGACAGCGCCGCCGCUGCCCUCGAGGAGGCCGCCGCUCUCACCGAUGGCAAGGUCACUCCCAUGCUUGCCUCGCUGCUCGACACCCUGAAGGACGAGAAGAAGGUCCAGCUUGCCGUCGCCGACCCCAAGCUCGGUCAAUCCAUCAGCAAGCUGCCCAAGCUCGACAUUGAGUGCAUCGCCGACUCCUCCACCAACGACGUUUACCGUGCCAUCCGUGAGCACCUUCCUUCGCUCAUCCCCGGUCUUAUGCCCGAUGACAUCUCUACCAUGUCUCUCGGUCUGUCGCAUUCGCUCUCGCGCCACAAGCUCAAGUUCUCCCCCGACAAGGUCGACACCAUGAUCAUCCAGGCCAUUGCCCUGCUCGACGACCUGGACAAGGAGCUCAACACCUACGCUAUGCGUGUCAAGGAAUGGUACGGCUGGCACUUCCCCGAGAUGGCCAAGAUCAUCAACGACAACCUUGCUUUCGCUCGCGUCAUCCUUGCCAUGGGUGUCCGUACCAACGCUGCCACCACCGACCUUUCCGAUGUUCUUCCCGAGGAGAUCGAGGGCGCCGUCAAGGCCGCCGCCGAGGUUUCCAUGGGUACUGAGAUCACCGAGGAGGAUUUGGACAACAUCCAGGCUCUCGCCGAGCAGGUUGUUGGCUUUACCGAGUACAGACAGCAGCUCUCAUCUUACCUCACCGCCCGUAUGCAGGCCAUUGCCCCCAACCUUACCGCUCUCGUCGGUGAGCUUGUUGGUGCUCGCCUGAUCGCCCACUCUGGUUCGCUCCUCAACUUGGCCAAGUCCCCCGCCUCGACCAUCCAGAUUCUCGGUGCCGAGAAGGCCCUUUUCAGAGCUCUCAAGACCAAGCACGACACACCCAAGUACGGUCUUAUCUACCACGCUUCCUUGAUCGGCCAGGCGACUGGCAAGAACAAGGGUAAGAUUACUCGCAUGCUCGCUACCAAGGCCGCCCUUGGUCUGCGUGUUGACGCUCUUUCCGACUGGGGAACUUCUGGCGAGGGUGACAAGCCUGAGCCUACCGAGGAGGAGAAGAUGGCUGUUGGUGUUCAGGGCAGACUUUUGGUCGAGAGAAGAUUGAGAGGUCUCGAGGGCAAGCCCAUCCGCAGCACUGCUUCCGGUGUCGCACCCAGCGGUCAGGCUCAGCCUGCCAAGUGGGAAGUCAAGGAGGCUCGCAAGUACAACGCCGAUGCUGACGGUAUUUCCGCCAACGCCCCUGCCGCCAACGAGGACGCUGAGAUGGAGGAUGUCACCGAGGCUGGUGCCGAGGCUUCCAGCGACGAGGAAGAAGAGAUGACCAAGGAGCAGAAGAAGGCAGCAAAGGCAGCAAAGAAGGCCGCCAAGGAGGCAAAGAAGGCUGAAAAGGAGGCCAAGAAGGCCGCCGAAGCAGCUGGCAAAUCGUCCAAGAAGAGAAAGGCCGACGAGGACGAGGACAAGACGGAAAAGAAGAAGAAGAAGAAGAGCAAGGACUAG
Molecule: messenger RNA, 1581 nt
Organism: Aureobasidium uvarum
Lineage: Eukaryota; Fungi; Ascomycota; Dothideomycetes; Dothideales; Saccotheciaceae
Source: the annotation of a GenBank genome assembly